GAACCAGCUAACAGUCAUGGCAUCUUUAGGGCUACAGAUUCUGGGUGUUGGACUGGCUGUGCUUGGAUGGAUUGGGAACAUAUUGAUCUGCAUGCUACCCAUGUGGAAGGUGUCUGCUUUUAUUGGAAACAACAUCGUGGUGGCUCAGACCAUCUGGGAGGGACUGUGGAUGACCUGUGUGGUCCAGAGCACAGGCCAGAUGCAGUGCAAGGUUUACGACUCUUUGCUCGCCCUACCUCCAGACCUCCAGGCGGCCCGGGCCAUGGUCGUCAUCGCCAUCCUGUUCUCUCUGUUUGGCCUGCUGCUCUCUGUUGUCGGAGGUAAAUGCACCACCUGCAUUGGAGACAGAGCAGCAAAAGCCAGGGUGGCCAUCUCUGCUGGGGUUUUCUUCAUCCUGAGUGGAGCACUGUGUCUGGUCACUGUAUCUCUGCCCGCUAACACUAUCAUUAAGGACUUCUACAACCCCAUGGUCCCCGACGCUCAGAGGAGGGAGCUGGGUGCGUGUUUGUACGUCGGCUGGGGAGCAUCAGGACUGCUGCUGAUCGGUGGAGCUCUCCUCUGCUGUCAAUGCCCGUCUGGUGGAGAUCGUUACAACGGACCAAAGUAUUCCCCACCUAAAUCUACAACACCAGGAAAGGAGUUUGUCUGAUCUGUUGUAUCACGUGAAGGCAAUUUUAAACACACCUGACUUUCCAUACAAGACAAACCUGUUGUUUAUCAGUGUGAUUUACAUUAUAACUACUGUACUUUUACUAACACACUGUGUCUUUGGGUUUGGAAACAAUACAAAGACUCUGUGGUAUAUGCCAUGUCAGAUUAAUGGAUUUCUUGGUUAAGAUUGUUUCUUUUAAUCUCACAAUUAACAAACUCUUAGACUUUCCAAUACGAUUUUCAUGUUCUUCACUGCUGGCAGAUUUUCUAUGUUUGUCAUGUGAUAUUUGCAGUUUUAUUUUUCAGUUUCAUUUUAUAUGCCAUUUAGUUAAUAAACAGCAUUUCUGACAACAUAGUUUUUUUCCUCUUUGAACAUGCAGCAGAUUGUACCUACUUACUUCAGAUUCAUGAGUAAAACGUUUGAUAGUUUUACUCAAAUGUCAUCAAUUCAUUCUACUUCUUACACUUGUGUUUGAUUCAUCUUAUCCUAUUUGUUAUUUAGUUUUA
This is a messenger RNA of Sphaeramia orbicularis (orbiculate cardinalfish), 1158 nucleotides long. It is a transcript of the gene cldn29, whose product is annotated as claudin 29. The record is from RefSeq and is a predicted model, not a curated record. Lineage: Eukaryota; Metazoa; Chordata; Actinopteri; Kurtiformes; Apogonidae. Gene Ontology annotation, molecular function: structural molecule activity. Gene Ontology annotation, cellular component: membrane; bicellular tight junction. The coding region runs from base 17 to 649 and encodes 210 amino acids. The transcript has a single exon.